AUGCUCCUUAAUUUCCAGUAUGUUCCUCGUUACCACACCUUGUAUGGACACACCAGAUACCUAGAGUUCUUCCUUACUUCAGACAAACUGGUGUAUAAAAGGCUUGAGGAAAAUGAAACCAAGGUGUUAAACUCAAUGCUCCUUAUGACCAGCAUACUGAACACGAUGUACACGUCACUUAAUCUGCGCAUUGUUCUGGUUGGAACUGAGAUAUGGACAGACGUGGACCAAAUCACAGUCACUCAUUUACUGGACCACGCUUUUCACUUUUUCGCUCCAUGGGCUAGACGGUUCCUUAAACCCCGCAUAUACUUUGACCAUGCGCAAUUACUCCUAGGCAGACACUAUCGAGGCACGCUAGGACUGGCAACACAGGGAACCGUAUGCAACACAGACGCCUCAACAUCUAUUAUUAGGUUCAGCAAUAAUGAGAACGUAUAUAAUGCAGCUGGUUCUGCUCAUGAGCUUGGCCACGCUCUCAUUUUUGGACAUGAUGAUGAAGCCGGCAAUGUAGCCAGAUUCUGCCGAUGCCCUGGCUGCAAAGAAAGAUGCAUUAUGAGAUCAAAACUCUCAGAGUGCACAGAGUUCAGUAACUGCUCUGCUGCUGACUUCUAUGACAGGUUGAUGAUGGGAAAAUUAAAUUGUCUACUUAACAUGCCACCUGUAGCUACACUCACAUAUAAUCAGUGUGGGAAUGGUCUCUUGGAAGAAGACGAAGAAUGCGAUUGUGGUAGAGAUAAGGUAUGCCGUGACAAUGGCUGUUGCCAGUCCAAUUGUACGCUUGCGCCAGGGCUCACUUGUGUGUCAGGACAUUGCUGCACAAAAUGCCAGUUUGAUCUUGCAGGAAAGUUGUGUAGAGAUAUCGGUGAUGAGUGUGAUCUGCCAGAAUAUUGCAGCGGCGCGUCACAUCUGUGCCCAGAGGACGUGUUUAGACAAGACGGAAGUGCGUGUGGGAAAAGUGACAUCUGCUUCCAAGGGAAAUGCAAUAACCAUGACAGACAGUGCAAAGCUAUAUUUGGUGAAGGCAAGAUAUCUUAA
Molecule: messenger RNA, 1038 nt
Organism: Alligator mississippiensis (American alligator)
Lineage: Eukaryota; Metazoa; Chordata; Crocodylia; Alligatoridae
Product: disintegrin and metalloproteinase domain-containing protein 9-like
Exons: 8
Coding region: 1-1038 (345 amino acids)
Biological process (GO): proteolysis; male gonad development
Cellular component (GO): external side of plasma membrane; plasma membrane; sperm head plasma membrane
Molecular function (GO): metalloendopeptidase activity
Source: RefSeq, a predicted model, not a curated record